CUAAUGAACACCAGAGGGCAGCAAAGAUACUGAACAGCAGCAUAACAAGGAAGCGGAAUAAUGAAGAAGAAGAAGGGGGAAACAUUGUGACACAUCAAAGGUUCUAUGUUCCAGCUCAGGAGAACUGAAGAAGAAGAAUACAGCGACGAAAUCUCCAAGCUCAGGCAGGUGGCGUUACAAAACAAUGACAUACUCCUUGACAACAUGCUCUGCCAGGAAAUUUACAAGAAAGUCAUCAACUGCAAAGGAGGAUGGGGCAUCGCAGGCACUCCCCUCCAUGCCGCCGUAUCUAAAGGCCACCUCAGCUGCCUGAAGGUUCUGCUGGCCCACGGCGCUUUUGUAGAUACCAUAGACGUCAAAGCCCAAACGCCUCUUUUCAACGCAGUUCGUGGAAGACACCUGGACUGUGUCCUUGCCCUCCUCGCAGCAGGCGCCAACCCCAACGGAAGCAAAUCCAACAACAGCUCCCCGGUCCUCACCGCUGCCAAGAAUGGCGACGUGGAGAUCCUCAGGCAGCUGCUGGUUCACGGCGCCAAUGCGAACACUUGUUCUAAGUUCCGGUUGUGGCCCUUCUACGAAAGUGUGACCAGAGGACCGCUCUGCCUGUCUGCGGUUAACAGACACUUAGAGUGCUUUAGGCUGCUGCUCCUCCAUGGGGCUGACCCGAAUUACAACUGCACGGACGUGACCAUCCACAGCAUCCAUCACAGAACGAUGCUGGAGAUGUGCCUGAGGUACGGCUGCGGCGUGGAGUACAUCCAGCUACUGAUCGACUUCGGCGCAAACGUCUACCUCCCCAAGCUGAUCAUUGAGAGGUUCAUGAAUCAACCAGCAGUGGAGCUGCUCCUGAGUGAGAGAGGAACUCCUAAAGCCUUGACCUGGCAUUGCCGACUUGCGGUGCGAAGACACCUGAACAGCAUCAACAAGAGCCACUGCAUCGACGAGCUGGACAUGCCAACCAGCCUGAAAAACUUCCUGCAGCAUAAAACAGUCCCUGUCCAUGUUCAGUAAAGAAAGUGUGCAUCAUUUUAUCAUGUCUUUAUUUCAGUUUAACAGCGAGUCUUUGCAUAACAUGUCUUAAAACGGCUUCUGUCUCUUCAUGAGCUGCUCUGUUCAGAAUGUUAGAAAAAAGGUUUAAUCUUCUAACUGAUUUCUUAAAGAUGUGGCUACUUAGAAGUUGCUGACUCGGUUUUGUACAGGUGCAUUUCAAUAAAUAAGAAUAUGAUUGGAAGGGUUAUUCAUGUCAGAAAUUUAUUCCAAAAAGAAGCUCGUAUAGAAUUAGAAAAUUCACUCAAGAAUUUCUGGCAGAUUCACAGUGAGUGAACUGUGGCUUGAGACAACGCAUCAAGAGACACUUUGCACAUGGACUACAAACAUCUCAUUACUCGUGUCACAUCACUCCUGAAUCAGAGACAACAGAAGCUUCUUACCUGGCUGUGGAGAAAACCAACUGGACUGGACUGUUGCUCUGUGACACAGUCUUCUUUUUCAAAUGGAAGUAAAUUCUGCAUUUCACCUGGAAAUCAAUGUUCCAGGGUUUGGAGGAAGAGAGGAGAAGCACACAAUCCAUGUUCCCUGGAGUCCAGAGUGAUGUUUCCACAGACUUUAAUCUCAGACAAUAGCAUCCUUCAACCAUGUCAACAAAAAAAAAGGGAAUUGAAGCUGGUAGCUCACAGGUGUCCACAUGCAUAACGUCAGCAUUCCGAGAAUAAACUUCAAACUAUUUGUUUUUUUCUUUUAGUUCCCCU
Molecule: messenger RNA, 1748 nt
Organism: Poecilia latipinna (sailfin molly)
Lineage: Eukaryota; Metazoa; Chordata; Actinopteri; Cyprinodontiformes; Poeciliidae
Product: ankyrin repeat and SOCS box protein 12-like
Exons: 3
Coding region: 106-1011 (301 amino acids)
Biological process (GO): protein ubiquitination; intracellular signal transduction; positive regulation of protein catabolic process
Molecular function (GO): protein binding
Source: RefSeq, a predicted model, not a curated record